Austrofundulus limnaeus is the source of this 1239-nucleotide messenger RNA. RefSeq names its product growth hormone releasing hormone receptor, like (gene ghrhrl). Gene Ontology annotation, cellular component: plasma membrane. The record is from RefSeq and is a predicted model, not a curated record. Gene Ontology annotation, biological process: cell surface receptor signaling pathway; positive regulation of cell population proliferation; adenylate cyclase-activating G protein-coupled receptor signaling pathway. NCBI's taxonomy places the organism in Eukaryota, Metazoa, Chordata, Actinopteri, Cyprinodontiformes, Rivulidae. Gene Ontology annotation, molecular function: growth factor binding; peptide hormone binding; growth hormone-releasing hormone receptor activity.
ACUGGUUUGGACUUGAGGAGGAGGAGGAGGAGGAGCUGGAAGCAUCAUGUCCUGUCUCUACUUCAGAGGGAUGUUUCUCACUCUGUGUUUGACCCAAACUUCCUGGUCCAGUCUGCAUCCUGAGUGUGAAUACAUAUUUCAGUUGGAGAGGGAGGAGCGCCAGUGCCUUCAGUACGUUGCUGAGCUGGGAAACAGAAGCACAGAAGGUUGUUGGCCGUUCUGGGAUGCCGUCGCCUGCUGGCCUCAAGCAGUCACUGGGGAAACGGUCCAAAGAGGUUGUCCUGCAGUUUUCUCUCUUUUCAGGAACAACACAGGGUCAGUGAGCCGAAACUGCACCAGCAGAGGCUGGUCAAAGCCUUUCCCACCGUACCACGUUGCCUGCAGUGUGGAAGAUGACAUUCCUGAGACUGAGGAGUCGUACUUCACCACUGUGAAGCUGAUAUACACCAUCGGCUACAGCGUCUCACUGGGGGUGCUGGCGGUUGCUGUUUUCAUCCUGUUGCUCUUCAGGAGGCUCCGAUGUGCCAGAAACUUCAUUCACAUCCAGCUCUUUCUUACUUUUAUURUGAAAUCUGUGGCGGUUUUCAUAAAAGACGCUACUUUGUUCUCAAACGAUGACACCAACCACUGCACCCUCUCCACGUUCGCCUGCAAGGCUUCUGUUGUUUUCUGUCACUACUGUGUGAUGGCUAAUUUCCUUUGGCUCCUGGUGGAGGCGCUCUACCUCAAUUCGCUGCUGCUUUCCUCCUUCUAUCACAGCCGUCGAUGCCUCUGGGGCUUCGGCCUGCUCGGGUGGGGUGUGCCUGUCUUCUUUAUAGUUCUGUGGAUUGGAUCCAGGGUGUACUUUGAAGACACCGAAUGCUGGGACAUCAACGAAGACUCACCCUACUGGUGGAUCAUCAAGGGACCGAUUGUUGUCUCCAUAGCGGUGAAUUUUAUGCUCUUUGUAAAUAUAAUCAGAAUCCUGAUCCAGAAGCUCAACCCUCGGCUGAUCCAGUUCAAUAACUCCUCGCAGUACAGACGCCUGGCCAAGUCCACCCUCCUCCUCAUCCCGUGCAGAAAGAGGUCCAGAUGCAGUGGCUGAGGUGGCAGGAGAGGAGUUACGGGGUAGUUUCACCCGCUGCAAAGGGUAGCCAGAUGGACACACCUUUCUGACUUCUUUCUUCCGAACCAUCUUACCUGUUCACUCACUCAGGAUUGCUCCUGUGCACUUCGUCCGUACCUAAUGAGCUGCGCAGC